AUGGCGGAUCGCCCAGCUAUAUACCCCUCGUCGGCUCUCAACCUCGGAAUACGCCAAUCGGAAAUCCGCCUGAUCGCCAUUACGGUCAUAUCCUUCACAGGCGGCACGAUCCUCAUCUUCGUGCUUGGAUGGGCCGUCAUGCAAGUGGUAGACCGCGUAAGGGAGCACCGCACCGCCGACACGAGGCGAACCGGCCAAUUCAAGUCCUUCGCAUAUAAGUGCAAGAAAGCCAAGAAGUGGAAUCAUUUCUUCAACGAACGCCGGUGGCGGAAUGGCGAGCGGGAUGGACUCGAGGAUCCUCUGGUCGAUAUCGAGGCGAAGCGGACGCGGGCCGCGCUCUACCCACUCCGGGGCGGCGACCGGCUGCAGUAUCUCUACCCAUCAAGUCGUCUUGCUGAGCUGCAUAGUGCGCGUUCUCAGUUCGGAGGCACUGAUUCUGAAUAUAGUCUACCGAGGAUGCCACUGCCUACCUACUCACCCGCAGCCUCUUUUGGUUCUUUGCAUUCCUCUCCCCAAUUCUCGCCUCCGAGCUAUAGGACAGACCCUUCUUGCGAUAGCGCCCCGGAGGAGAGCCCCAACCCGACCCAGUCAAAUGAAAGGUACCAAUAUUUCAGUAACGGUGUCGCACUGGACAUUGCCGCCCCCAUAUCCAGCAGGCCCUUGUCUUACACAACCAGGAUUCCGGCUCCUCGAGUGGACGAUGAACUGGACCCAGACUCAUUCUCGUUAUUUUCUCCGCCGCCUUUGAGAAUACCAUCUCCCCCACCUCCGAUCUACGCAUCGCCUAGCUCUAGCGCCAGCCCUCGGGAUUCGCCUAGCUCAACCUACUCUUCCCCACCAUCCUGCUCCACGCCAUUUAGCAGCAACCCUGGCGAUCUUGGUAUAGACAUAGACUACUACAUGAUGUUUUGCGAUACAGACCAAAUGGAAGCCCCGCCUCCUCAAAGUCCAGAAGCGGCAAACCAAGAACCCCGUUGCAAUGCGCGUCGGUUUGGGUGGGCGAAUCUAUCAGCGUGUCUACCGUCGAACCUCAGUCUUUCCUCCGUGGCCCGUCGCAAAGAUGCUGGGAAACUUAUUUCUGGAUCCCUCCCUGGUUCUCCGGUUCUAUCUGGCCGACCAACUGGGCCACUUCCCCCGGUUCCAACGACCGGCUCGCGGUUUAACGCAUUCACAUCUGAUGCCUCCUUGCCUCCAAGUCUUCGCCCAGUUUCUGGCCUUGGACUACGCUCCGAUGAUAUCUCGGGUCUAAGACUCAAUUCAGGUUCCAUAAACGCACCCCCUGCGGACAACAAGGUUUUGAUUCGCGAGACGACGUCUCAACCACGAUCUAUACUCCUCACAGCACGUUCAACUUCAACCCGGUCUGAACGACCGACAGUGUCGUUUGUUUCUCCUGUACUUCCUUCGGCGCCCUUUCCGGGUGAUAAACACGAUCAGGCUCGUCAUUCUCUCCCUAGUUCUGCGUCUGGGUAUUCCACUUCAGCGUACUCGAACGAGUCUCGAGUUGAGGAUGGUGAAGGGUGCGAUUUAUCGGCGAUUUGGGAAGAGAUGAUGAGGAACGUUGCCCCGUUGAGUCCACGCAAACGGGAAGAGUCACCGAGCACGGACGAUGCAAGGAGAGUGCCAGGGCUUGCAAUCUGA
Pleurotus ostreatus (oyster mushroom) is the source of this 1641-nucleotide messenger RNA. RefSeq lists its product as uncharacterized. The coding region runs from base 1 to 1641 and encodes 546 amino acids. The record is from RefSeq and is a predicted model, not a curated record. Lineage: Eukaryota; Fungi; Basidiomycota; Agaricomycetes; Agaricales; Pleurotaceae. The transcript has a single exon.